This is a messenger RNA of Rhagoletis pomonella (apple maggot), 492 nucleotides long. RefSeq lists its product as uncharacterized. Lineage: Eukaryota; Metazoa; Arthropoda; Insecta; Diptera; Tephritidae. The record is from RefSeq and is a predicted model, not a curated record. Bases 1 to 492 code for a protein of 163 amino acids. The transcript has a single exon.
AUGAUACCUACCUGGCGAGGUGUGUGGGGUAGAUUCGGAUUGGAUACAUCGAUUGGAUCCUGCUCUAUUUUGCUUGAUGACAAUGGCCACACUCCAAAAGAAUUUCUCUUCAUUGCUGCAUUUAUGGUUCCUUGCAUUUGCAUUGUGGUUUGCUAUGCACGAAUUCUUUAUCUCGUCCGAAAGGCAGCAUUUAGACACCGCGAAGCUCCUGCUAAAAAUAUUUCUUUCCAAAAUGAAAUUGCCAUUCCACCUCAACCCGACUCUGAAAAAAAUCUUAAUGACAAUCAACCUAUGAAAACCACUAAUGUGGCAGAAAUGCAUGAGGAAAUGAAACCAUUUGAUGUUUAUGAAGAAUUAGAAUAUAUCGACGUAAGUGACUCAUACGACAAUGGGCCGGAGUUCGAUGGAAUAGACAGUGUGCAAAAUCUUAAUAAAGAAGACAAUACAAAUACUAUUCAUGUAAAAAAUGUGAGUAAACCCUAUUUGAUAUAA